AUGGGUGAAAGGCCUACUGCAUUCAUUGCAGUGGCAAAUGUUAAACAAGAGCAACAGAAUUCAUUCGAAGAAUGGCUAACCGCAAAGCUUGGUGAUGCUAAAGUUGAUGUUGAAUAUCAAAUAAGUCAGUCUUUUAACGAUUUUAUUUUAAUUGAAGCAAAAGAUUUACAUAGUGCAAACCAAUUAGUUAGAGUUAUUAAUGGUGCAUCAAUGGAAGAUCUUAGUGAACCAUUUUUGGCUGCUGUAAUUAACUUCGAAAAAAAUAAUGAUAUUUAUACUACAAUAACUCAAUUGAUUAAAUCAAAAGUCAAAGACGAUUUAUUAGAUUUAUCCGGAAUUCAGAGUUUAAUUAGCACACCUCUUGAUCUUCCAGGAAUUGGCUCUUCAAUUUUACUUUACGCUGCAUCAAAUUGUUCAAAUCGUACUGAAAUCAGCCAAAUAAGCUUUAUCAAGAGCGGGAUUACUAAAGGAUUCUUCCUUCAGAACGUAUUGAAAACAUAUUUUCCAAAAUUAAAGAAACUUGCGCUAAAUGGAAACCCUUGCAUUAACAACCAACAGUUUCUUGCUAACAUGAAGCGAUCAAAAAUCCAAAUUAUUACAAAAGAUGAAGAUCUUAAUGAAUUUUUCCAAGAUGUUGAAAUGAAGAACAGCAAAGCAUUAGUUAUAUCAUGUAGAAUAGUACCAAUGCAUCCAAUAAAUCCAAAUUUGGUUAAAUUAGGAAAUCCAAGGGCGCAAGGCAGAAUUGAGCCACCAACAAUAUAUGAUUUCGAUACUUGUGGAAUUGACGUUUCAAAACCAAUCAACAAAUUCAUGGUUGAAUUUAUGAAAAAUUCAUGGAAAGAUUUACCAUCAUUAAAAUCAUAUUACCACCCUAUAUCGUCUGUCUUUAGUGUCCUUGUUAAAGGUUGUGCACCAGAUUCUCCAAUGAAACGUCUUUUGAAAUAUUCUCGCGAUGUUUCAAUAAAUACUGGAAAUUUCAUUACGGGUCCAUCAGAUAUAGUAUCAGCUCAAAUUGAAAUAUUCGUUAAAGGCUUCUAUGCUUAUCCAACACGUAUAGAAACUUAUGAUUUGGAAGAUUUCUUGCAUACUUUUGUAUUACAUGGAGUUUAUCAAGACGUAUAUGGAAAUACUUUUAUGUUUGAUAGAUCUUUUGUUAUUUCUUCAAUCACUGGAAGUAAUUUUAUCUUGAACGAUGAAAUAUACUUCCAUGAACCACCUUUAGAGUAA
This is a messenger RNA of Trichomonas vaginalis G3, 1227 nucleotides long. Its product is annotated as NTF2-like family. Bases 1 to 1227 code for a protein of 408 amino acids. The transcript has a single exon. The record is from RefSeq and is a predicted model, not a curated record. Lineage: Eukaryota; Parabasalia; Trichomonadida; Trichomonadidae.